This is a messenger RNA of Cooperia oncophora, 576 nucleotides long. The record is from the annotation of a GenBank genome assembly. Lineage: Eukaryota; Metazoa; Nematoda; Chromadorea; Rhabditida; Trichostrongylidae.
AUGGAGGAAUUGGACUACAUCCCGGAUUGGCUGCAGGCUGACAUCACGCAAGCGAAAAAGCAAGGAGAACUGGCAAGUGCGCAGAAUGCACAAGGAAUAGUUGAUGGUGGCGACAUGGAUGUAUCUCAUACAGAGGAAAUUGAACAGGCUGUUGGAUCGCCAACGCGAAAGGGUGAUGCUAAUCGUCUUGCCGAUAUACCAUCUGGAGGUGGCCACCAAUUACGUGAAGAUGCAGUCUGGAGGUAUGCCAGAGAAGCCUUCGACGUCAACAGCAACGAUGCAGUCUUUGAUGCGUUGUGGAGGUUGCUCCUUGAGAAAAAUGAACCCCGAUUGCUGCAGAAUAUUAAAUCGGUCAGUGGUCAUUUACUUCAGGACUUUGGCAUCGAAAUCGUUGCUGACCAUCCACUGUUAGUAGAAGGUGAAUCCUUAGAAGCGAUGGUGGUGACCGAUGAUGGCUUGGUAUCAGCAGAAAUUGUUGACGAGGAAAUGAUUCCGGAAGGUGCAACAAUAGAAAACGUGGAAAUUGUGGAAGAAAGUGUAGUCAUCGACGAACAACCUGCUACGGUUACAAAAUGA